UCUUUUUUUUUAUUAAUUUUUUUUUAAUCUAAAAAGAUGUGGACUUUCCUGGGAAUUGCGAGUUUCACAUAUCUCUACAAAAAAUCCGACUCUGUCUUAAGCUUCAGUCACAAAGAGCUGGUGAUGGCCGCAGCCUUAUUUCUGUCAGUGGGGCUGCUGCUCUCAUAUGUCAGAUACUUCCAUGGCCACAAACUCAGAGUCUCUUCGGUGCUUCAUUUACCUCUGAGCCUCAUGUCUGUUUUACCUUUCAUCAACUAUUUCAUCCCUCAAAGCUCAACACAGAAGAGCGACACAACAGAGAACCACAGUAAGAAGAGCCGAAGAACGAGGAAGAGGGCGAAUGUAGAGUCCUCCACCUCCGAAGCUGUGUCCACCAGUGACUCCUCUGUGGCCCCGGAACCAGAUGUGGUGAUAGUUGGGGCCGGGGUCCUGGGCUCAGCGAUGGCAGCAGUCCUGGCUCGGGAUGGCAGGAGGGUGACGGUGGUGGAGAGGGACAUGAAGGAGCCUGACAGGAUAGUGGGGGAGCUGCUGCAGCCUGGAGGUUACAGAGCGCUCAGAGACCUGGGGCUGGAAGGUUCAGUGGAGGGUCUGGAUGCCCAUCUGGUGAAGGGCUAUGUGAUCCAUGACAUGGAGAGCAGCACAGAGGUGGAGAUCCCCUACCCUCAGGAGGAAGAAGGCAUCCAGUGCGGACGGGCUUUCCAUCACGGUCGAUUCAUCAUGGGCCUGAGGAGAGCCGCCCUGGCAGAACCCAAUGUUACAGUCGUAGAAGGCACUGUGACCAGUUUGGAUGAAGAGGACGGCUGUGUAACCGGAGUCCAUUACAAGGAUAAAGAAACUGGAGACAUCAAGGAGAUCCGUGCAGCUCUCACAGUGGUGGCUGAUGGCUGUUUCUCCAAAUUCAGAAAGAGUCUGGUUUCUGGGAAAGCUCACAUCUCCUCUCACUUUGUCGGAUGCCUGAUGACGGACUGUCCUCAGUUUAAAUCCAACCAUGCUGAGCUGGUGCUGGCCAACCCGAGCCCCGUGCUCAUCUAUCAGAUCUCCUCCUCACAGACCAGAGUGCUCGUGGACAUCAGGGGGGAGAUGCCACGCAACCUCUCAGAAUACAUGUCAGAGAAAAUCCACCCGCAGCUGCCAGAGCAUUUGAAGGAGCCUUUCAUGGGGGCGCUACAGAACGAUCGACUCAGGUCCAUGCCUGCCAGCUUCCUCCCUCCCUCCCCUGUCAACAAGCCAGGCGUGCUGCUGCUGGGCGAUGCCUACAACAUGAGGCAUCCUCUGACCGGAGGAGGGAUGAGCGUCGCGCUUAACGACGUCCGCAUCUGGAGGAGUAUGCUCAGCAACAUCUCAGAUCUGUACGACGACGCGGCCAUGCUGCAGGCAAAGAAAAAAUUCCACUGGGAACGCAAGUCAUCACAUUCUUUUGUGGUGAAUGUGUUGGCCCAAGCCCUGUAUGAGCUGUUUGCAGCCACUGACAAUUCUCUGCAUGAGUUGAGAAAAGCCUGCUUCCAGUAUUUCAAGCUUGGAGGACAGUGUAUUGCAGGGCCUAUCGGACUCCUCUCAGUGUUGACGCCCAAACCGAUGACCCUCAUUGGUCACUUCUUCGCCGUGGCCAUGUACGCCAUCUACUUCAACUUCAAGUCCGAGUCCUGGUGCACCAAACCCCGAGCUAUACUCAAGAGCGGAGCCAUCCUGUACCGAGCCUGCACGGUCAUGUUUCCUCUCAUCUACUCAGAGUUCAAAUACCUGGUGUACUGAAGACUUUACACUGGAAAUCUGCAUCUGUAUCACAUCUGGACAGAGAUAGACCAAACUCUAUGUGAGCUGUAUGGCUUGAUUAAGAAAGCUAAUUACUAAAGUUGGUAUCAUUAGUUUGUGGAACCACUGAACAAGGCACUGCUGCCAUCUUAAACUUCAUGAUUUAACCAAUGAGGAUUUUCUACGUUAUGCCCCGGCCUUACUGACAAAUGAAGAUGUUGCCGUUCUUUAUGUCCAACUUACUGCCUUUUUGGAUAGAUUUGCAUCAAUACAUUGGUGCACACUUGUUUGUGCUUGCCCACAGUGUGUUUUAUAUCCAAUAUUAGCUCCCACCCUGGACUACACUGAAUAUUCAGUGCUGUGGAAUUAUUCCUGCCUCUUGUAAUUGUCAUGUGGAACAUGGCGUCUGAAUUUCUUAAUAAUGACUUUGAGAUAAAGCCACUUUCCUGCUGUAUAUUUUCUUGUAGAGCUAAUUUGAGCUGUAUUUAAUACAAAGAUCCUUCUGUAAUGACGAUGUGUUAAUACAAGAACAAUUGUGAAUCUAAAGCACUGAUGAAGGGAUGUCUAAAAUGUUAUCCCACUAUUGUAUUUCAUAGAGAAUUAUACAUCUGUUGUAUAUUUUCAGCCUUAUUUGUUGGGAUAAAUAUCUGAAUGACUUUCUGUGUUCACACUGUUUGCUCAGAGGAUCAUCUCCUGCCUUUCUGUUCAUCUUUAUAUAUAUAUUGCAAUAAGGGACGUUUUUUUGUAACACGUUUUGGUUGCCUACAGUCAGUCUGAAACAUGCUGACGGUGCAGCUGACAAGACAAUAAUCCAAGAACCCAGCGAUGAUCCCUGCACUAUCCAGUCCUGCUGGAUGUCUCUUGACACAGCAGGAUGCCCUAGGGGGAAGUUUGGGUUUGACAGGGAUCUGAAAGUAGAAGAAAUAAGGCUCAAAUCAGGACCGAGUCAAUAGAUGAUACUCGGGCGUUGUUUCUCCUGAGCUGACACAGACGAGGAGCUCCUGAGCUGUGAAUCAUCACAGCUGCCUGCGCUGUUGUGUUGGGCCUGACUGGCCGUUCAAUAAAACAUACACGACAAACCAGA
Scomber japonicus (chub mackerel) is the source of this 2836-nucleotide messenger RNA. RefSeq names its product squalene epoxidase a (gene sqlea). The transcript is spliced from 11 exons. Gene Ontology annotation, cellular component: endoplasmic reticulum; membrane. Lineage: Eukaryota; Metazoa; Chordata; Actinopteri; Scombriformes; Scombridae. Bases 37 to 1752 code for a protein of 571 amino acids. Gene Ontology annotation, biological process: cholesterol metabolic process; sterol biosynthetic process. Gene Ontology annotation, molecular function: squalene monooxygenase activity; flavin adenine dinucleotide binding. The record is from RefSeq and is a predicted model, not a curated record.